AUGGAGGAGGUUAAUCGGGUUAUUUCCGAUGCCAUCAAAACACAUCAUUCAAUCCGAAUACUUGGGGAUUUGCCUACGGAACGGCUGGAUUGCGAAGACUACCUGGCUUCGACACGAAGGAUUAUCAGCAACUUGAUUACUUUCUGGGAAAACAGGGCGGAGUUACGGCUCCUCGCCGUGGAAGUUUGGCCACGGCACUGCUACUUCGCUCUCGACUUCAACAACGACGAGUACGACUAUCAAACCGCUCAUGCGCAAGUGAUUGUCAUGCCUGUUUAUCUGCUCCGGUUGUCCAGGAGAAGCGGUGCCUGGAGAAUAUUUAGGCAUAAGCCUGGUGACACACAACUGGCCAAGAGAAUUGCAGACCUCCAUGAGGGCAACGGGCAAAACCCGAUUCCAUUCCUCGAGGACCACAUCAAGGGCGUGACGCACUAUUCCCCUCGGAACCGUCAACAACCCAACGAUGCCCUUGAGUGA
Messenger RNA from Penicillium alfredii, 477 nucleotides. RefSeq lists its product as uncharacterized. Lineage: Eukaryota; Fungi; Ascomycota; Eurotiomycetes; Eurotiales; Aspergillaceae. The record is from RefSeq and is a predicted model, not a curated record. Bases 1 to 477 code for a protein of 158 amino acids. The transcript has a single exon.